Molecule: messenger RNA, 876 nt
Organism: Aureobasidium musti
Lineage: Eukaryota; Fungi; Ascomycota; Dothideomycetes; Dothideales; Saccotheciaceae
Source: the annotation of a GenBank genome assembly
AUGGGUAACGACGGUGGCAGUAUCCCGACGAGACGCGAGCUGGUCAAGGAAGCCGCCCGCGACCCCACCACCACCGAGAUCAAGCAGUCGCAACACGAACGUCAAGAAUACGGCUGGUCUACCGAUCCCAUCACUCGCAAACCUCUCUCACCGCCCAUCGUCUCGGAUUCAAAUGGCAAAUUAUACAACAAAGAGUCCAUCAUCGAGUAUCUACUGCCCUCCGACCAUGCCACCACCACCAAAGCCGACGCCGACACAGUACUUCAAGGCUCAGUCAAGAGUCUGAAAGACGUCGUAGAAGUCAAGUUCGAUGUCGAUACCAAUGCUGGAAAGGAUGCAAAAAAUGCUUGGAAAUGUCCUGUCACUGGCGACCGUCUCGGCCCUGGCGAAAAGGCCGUCUACCUCGUUCCCUGCGGCCAUGCCUUCUCCGCCACUGCCAUUAAAGAAGUCUCGGGAGAGCGUUGCGUUACUUGCGAUCAAGAGUACGCCUCUAACGACAUUAUCCCCAUCCUGCCUACCACACCAGAAGAUAUUGCUCGCCUGAGCCUGCGCGCCAAGACGUUGAAGGAAAAGGGCCUUGCCCAUUCUCUCAAGAAAGCCGCAAAGGAAUCAAAGAAGCGCAAGAAGCGCGAAGAGGUUGAUGAGGCUCCCGCUCUGGUUCCCGUCACUGACAAGAAACAUGCCAAUAACAUCAACAACUCUUCAACUGCUGCUCUGACAGCAAAGGUCCUGCAAGAGCAAGAAGCAAAGAAGAGAAGAAUGCACAAUGACAAUCUCAAGACGCUUUUCUCUUCUAGAGAUCAAAGUAAGCCACUAGGCAAGAGUGCAGACUUUAUGACAAGAGGCUAUGAUAUCCCUGCUGGCGCAAAGAGGUGA